ACCGAACCUCGUCUCUACAGAGCAGCGACGGGCGGCCGAGACAGUUCUCAUGGAGUUCAAGGCAUCCAAGUCGCCGUACGCAGCAUGCAAGUUUAUACUGGAGAACAGCAAGCUAGACUACGUGAUGUUUCAAGCGGCGGGCGCCAUUAAGGAGGCCGUGGUGCGUGAGUGGAGCCUGCUGGCAGACGACGACGUCAAAUCAUUGCGCAACUACCUGCUGCAGUACGUCACACAGCGACCCGAGCUGCAGGGCUAUGUGAGGGAGCAGGUCCUACAGGCCGUUGCCGUCAUCUUUAAGCGCGGCUCGCUGCAGACAACGCAGGGCGCCGACCAUGAGCAACUGAUGAGCGACGUCACAGGUCUUAUAGGCACCGGUAACCCCAGCAUGCAAUCGCUUGGCUGCUCAAUCCUCAUGGCACUGAUGAACGAGUAUUCAACAACGACUCAUUCCAGCAGCAUCGGCCUCUCGUGGGAGUUCCAUCUCACCGCCAAGCGCACGUUCGAGACGCGUGAUCUGAAGCGAGUCUUCCAGCUGUGUGUGCAGGUCCUGCAGCAGCUGGAGAGCAUGACGGUGGCUCCCUCGCGUGACGUCGUCGUGCUCAUCAACAAGUUCCUCGCGAUCACGGAGCAGGUGCUCAGCUGGCGUUUCACCGCCUACAAUCUGCCCGGCAGGUUUGCGCUGGUGAUGGAGAACAGUCAGUCGUGCGCGCUGAUGCCUGGUCCCGCGUGGAGAGAUAUACUGAUGGAUCCAGCCAUCGUACAGUUCUUCUUUAGGAUUCAUGACAAGGUGCGCUCGAACCCAGAGUUGGCCCACCACACGCUGCAGUGUCUCUGUCAGCUGGCGUCGAUUCGAGGAACAGUGUUCAACAACGAUGAGAUGAAGGUGGCCUACCUGAAGAACUACCUGCAGUGCUACAUUCUACUCAUAUCCAGGGAGGACAUCGCUGAGUGUGAGGUGCUGGGAGUGGCAACGGCCAUCAGUAGACUGGCGCUGUUCUUUCCCGUCGCAUUCUUUGCCAACAUGCCAGAGGAGAUCGGCAAGCAUCUGAAGGUGGCGCUGACAAAGCUUUCGUGUCAGUUCUGUCGGUUGGCCGCGCAGCAACAAGGGGUGAGUGCGUCGUCCCUUCUGAUGAUCCUCGCCCUCAUCCUC
This is a messenger RNA of Priapulus caudatus, 1150 nucleotides long. Its product is annotated as exportin-4-like. Gene Ontology annotation, cellular component: nuclear pore; cytoplasm. The annotation marks the transcript as partial. The transcript has 8 exons. Gene Ontology annotation, biological process: protein export from nucleus. Gene Ontology annotation, molecular function: small GTPase binding; nuclear export signal receptor activity. Lineage: Eukaryota; Metazoa; Priapulida; Priapulimorpha; Priapulimorphida; Priapulidae. The record is from RefSeq and is a predicted model, not a curated record.